AUGUAUUUAAAAAGCAGACAUAAUGCAAUUAACACCGAAAAGCAAAAGAAAACCAUCAGGGGGAAAACAUGGGCCCAUCUCAAAACGCCUCCAUGUCAAGACAACUAUUUCUGUGAGAAUUCUCCCAAACUGAAGGAGAAAUCCAAAUCCUUGAACCGGUCCAGCGGAGUGGAUGGGGAGGAGAACGAGGCCCUGAGCUCCACGGUUUUCGGUCAGGCCUGUAAUGAGCUGACCCACAGCGAGAGGGUCCUGGAGGAGAUGAUGCUCGGGCGCCGCGUGGGACUGUACGAGCUCCGAGGGGAAAUUGGAACUGGGAACUUCUCUUCUGUCCGACUGGGCGUGCACGUGGUGACCAAAGAAAGAGUGGCAGUGAAGAUCCUGGAUAAGUCUCGUCUGGAUAAGAAGACACACGGCCUGUUUGACUCAGAGAUCUCGUGCAUGGAGAAGCUGUCCCACCCAAACAUUGUGUGCUUGUAUGAAGUCCUGGAGACCUUCAAGAGACUGCACCUGGUGAUGGAGUACGCCAGCGGAGGAGAGCUGUUCUCACGCAUCACCACCAGAGGGCGCCUCUCAGACCUGGAGAGCAAGCUGGUGUUUUCUCAAGUCGUCUCUGCUCUCAAACACAUGCACGACAACAACAUCGUCCAUAGAGACUUGAAGGCCGAAAACGUCUUCUACACCAGCACCUACUGCAUCAAAGUGGGCGAUUUCGGCUUGAGCUCCGAAUGCCGCCCUUCCGACCUCCUCCACACCUCCUGCGGCUCCCCUCCUUACGCUGCCCCAGAGUUGUUCAAAAACAAAGCAUUCAACGGCCAGCAUGCAGAUCUGUGGGCUCUGGGUGUUCUGCUGUACUUUAUGGUCACCGCGACGAUGCCGUUCAAAGCUAGCAACACCGGACGAUUGAGGAAAUGCAUAUUACAGGGUUGCUAUAGCAUACCAGCGCACAUGCCAAAACCGUGCCAAGAUGUAAUCAAAGGGCUCAUCAAACAGAUACCAGUUGAUCGACUAAGUUUACAUCAAGUCAUGGUUAGCGAAUGGUUGAAAGGUAUUGAAUAUCCCAAAGCAUAUCCAGCGACCAACCCCACCCCUACACACCUGUACGACGCUAACUUCUCUCUCAGCGUGGACGAGUUGAACGUAAAAGCCGCGCUGGAGGAAGUAGGAGUGACCAAAAUGCAGGUGUUGAACCAAAGCAUGGAUUUGCGGAGUCCCAUAACCGGGGUGUACAGGAUUUUGUUGCACCGCGUUCAGAAGAGGAGCUCUGUGGAGGCGGUGGGGUACAGCCAAUGCAUGCAGCAGAAGCCCAGGGGAAAGUGGAGAGCCGGGUCCGACAGCGUGUUAAACAAGAGGCGCUCGGCCGUCUGUGAUGUCAUGUAA
Molecule: messenger RNA, 1377 nt
Organism: Knipowitschia caucasica
Lineage: Eukaryota; Metazoa; Chordata; Actinopteri; Gobiiformes; Gobiidae
Source: the annotation of a GenBank genome assembly